AUGAAACACAAUCUAGUGUGUCAGACACCUCCCACUGUCACUGUUCAUGUAAAAUCGAGUGCAUCCAGAUCAUAUCAGCAAAAAAAACUUACUAGACUAAAGCGACCCGCUUUCAAAGACCAUCAAGAAAAUUGUGAAAAAGGGGUUCCUAGUCAGAAAUAUAAACGUCCAAAGGGACCAUGUCUAGUUAUUCAGCGUCAGGAAAUGACAGCUUUCUUUAAAUUAUUUGAUGAUGAUCUAAUCCAAGACUUCCUUUGGAUGGACUGUUGCUGUGAAAUUGCAGACAAGUAUCUCUUGGCAAUGACUUUCGUUUAUUUCAAGAGAGCUAACUUCACAACAAGUGAGCAUACCAGAAUCAAUUUCUUUGUGGCUCUGUAUCUGGCAAACACAGUUGAAGAAGACAAUGAAGAAGCAAAGUAUGACAUUUUCCCAUGGGCUUUGGGCAAAGCCUGGAGAAAGCUCUUCCCUGAUUUCUUAAAGUUAAGAGAUCAACUUUGGAGUAGAAUUGACUACAGGGCUAUUGUAAGCAGACGCUGCUGUGAAGAGGUGAUGGCUAUUGCUCCAACACAUUACAUCUGGCAGCGAGAGCGCUCUGUGCAGCACAGCGGAGCUCUGAGGAGUUAUAAUGAUCAAGUGCAGCUGCCCCGAGGACCCAGUGCUACUCCUACAGAGUGCCUGCUCUGCGGGAAGAAAGGCAGAUUCGUACGACUUGGAUUAUCAUCUUCCUCCUCAUCUACUGACACUUUGGAGAUGAUGGACUUACACUUAUCCCAGAAUUCACAGGACACCCUUUCAACUAAAAAAAUGCUUAUCGACUCUCCUUCUUAUAAAGCCCAAGUAGACUGUCAGAGGCUGUCCAGCAAAAGGCAACUAUGUAGCACCCUGGAUCAAGAUACGUCUAUGGACUGGUUUACAAGCAAUGGAGAAUGAAAUGCACCUCAUAAGGCAGAAACAGAUACUAUGAUUUGCAGAACAAUCUGGACUGCAUCACACCACCAGACGUGAGGAUUCCCUUCAAAUGUUUCU
Molecule: messenger RNA, 1026 nt
Organism: Lonchura striata (white-rumped munia)
Lineage: Eukaryota; Metazoa; Chordata; Aves; Passeriformes; Estrildidae
Source: RefSeq, a predicted model, not a curated record